Molecule: messenger RNA, 552 nt
Organism: Carcharodon carcharias (great white shark)
Lineage: Eukaryota; Metazoa; Chordata; Chondrichthyes; Lamniformes; Lamnidae
Product: gamma-crystallin N-like
Exons: 4
Coding region: 1-552 (183 amino acids)
Biological process (GO): lens development in camera-type eye; visual perception
Molecular function (GO): structural constituent of eye lens
Source: RefSeq, a predicted model, not a curated record
AUGUCCCAGUACUCUGGAAAGAUCAUUUUCUACGAGGGGAAAUGUUUCACCGGCCAAAAGCUGGAGGUAUGUGGAGACUGCGACAACUUCCAGGACAGGGGAUUCAUGAAUAGAGUGAACUCCAUCCGAGUGGAGAGCAGUGCUUGGAUCUGCUACGAUCAUCCUGAUUUCAAAGGGCAUCAAUACAUCCUAGAACGAGGAGAGUACCCUGACUUCUUCCGCUGGAAUGCCCACAAUGACCAUAUGGGAUCCUGCAGACCUGUGAAAAUGCAUGGCGAACAUUACAGAAUAGAACUGUUUGAAAACUGCGACUUCAAUGGCCAGUGUAUGGAGUUCCGUGAGGAUUGUCCAUUCCUGCAGAGUAGAGGCUGGAACAAGACUUGUGUCAAUUCCAUCAGAGUUUAUGGUGAUGGAGCCUGGGUUUUAUACGAUGAACCCAACUACCGAGGUAGAAUGUACGUCUUGGAGCGAGGAUAUUACCACUCGCACACAGAGUGGCAGGCACAAAAUGGAAACAUCCAGUCCUUGCGAAGAGUGGUCAACUACUUCUAG